Molecule: messenger RNA, 369 nt
Organism: Trichoderma harzianum CBS 226.95
Lineage: Eukaryota; Fungi; Ascomycota; Sordariomycetes; Hypocreales; Hypocreaceae
Exons: 1
Biological process (GO): negative regulation of transcription by RNA polymerase II
Cellular component (GO): transcription repressor complex; nucleus
Molecular function (GO): protein binding
Source: RefSeq, a predicted model, not a curated record
CUUGAAGGCCAUGAUAAUAUAGUUUAUUCAGUAGCAUUCUCGCAUGACUCGUCGCUUAUAGCAUCAGGUUCAGCAGAUAGAUUAGUCCGGGUAUGGGAUUUUACUACAGGCGCUUGUGUGCAAACGCUUCAAGGUCAUAAUGAUUCGGUUAACUCAGUGACCUUCUCACAUGACUCGUCGCUUAUAGCAUCAGGCUCAGAUGAUAAAAUAAUCCGGCUAUGGGAUUUUACUACAGGCACUUGUGUGCAAACGGUUCAAGGUCAUCAUGAUUGGGUUAAUUCAGUGACCUUCUCACAUGACUCGUUGCUUAUAGCAUCGGGUUCAAAUGAUGGAAUAAUACGGUUAUGGAGCGCGGAUAAUACUACAUAG